AUGCCACCAUUGAUUCUACGAGUGAAAGGAGGCGAGGACAAGUUCUAUUCGCCAUUGGAGAACUUUCAUUCAGAGGACGAUGUCUUUUUGGCCUGGCGAGUCAGCAACAAAGUCAGGGAUGUCCUUGAAAACGGAUCGCGAAUGGAAAACAUGGCCUGGCGUCUUUGGUAUCGUCACCAGCUGAAGAACAAAACUAAAGCCGAGGCAGCAGCAGCAGCAGCAGCAGCAGCGAAAGCGAAAGCGGAUGCAGCAGCUAUGAACUUUGUCAGCCUACAGCAACAGCAGCAGCAGCAGCACCAACAAUACAGUAACAAUCUCUUUCAUGAUCAUCAUUGGUUUCAACAGCAGCAGCAGCAGCAACAAAAUAAGCCCAAUGAGCACGUGAAACAUGAUCCAAUGGAUACGAGUGGCUAUGGAGAUCCAUUUGGAAUGAAUCAUUUUACAACAACUCAAGACUUUUCCCACUUGUUCAACUCGUUACAAGAUCAAAGUUUCAAGGCUGGAUUGCCACAGGAUGGUACACCUUGGCCAUUAGCAACAAGCGAAUAUGAUUUACAACGAGACAUCAAUUUUCCCAAUCCUGUUUCAUCUCCAACGUCGUUUCAGCAUAAUCAAGAUCAUUUGGAUAAUGCAUUAGCAAAUCGUAUGGCAGCUUUUUCUAUGCAGAACAACAUGUCAAUGCCGCCAAGUCCAACGACACAUAUGACACCCAUGUCCAUGCAUAAUCGUCCUAUCUUACAUUCAUCCUCCUCCGAUUCAGCAAGUGCCGGCGGUAGUAAUAAUCCGACAGCAGCUUACAUGUCAGUCGAACCAACAUCGUCCUCCUCAUCCAAUAGUAUCAUGGGUGGUGGUAAUGUGUUUGGUGGUCCUCAAGAUCAACAACAACAACAACAACCUCACCGCCAUCAUCAUCAUCAUCACAAUCAUCCUCCAAGAGGACGUGUACGACAACACAUCACUUUGGAAAUGGAACAAGAUCCUGCUACACCAUCAUCUUCUAUAGGCCAUACUGAUCCCAAUCAUCACAUGUUCCAUGCUGAUUUAUUAUCGCAAGGGAAUGCUCCUGGAGACGUUUUACCAGUCCCCGAGAUUUUGAAUUUGUUGGAGCAAACAGGCAUGUACGAUGGUGACCCGGCAACCAAUUUCCAUAGCAACGAAGACAACGACAAUGACGAGGAUGACGAUGACGACGAAGAUGACGAUACGACUGAUGAUUCCGACGAUGAUUCUUCGGAUGAAGAUGAUACACCUAUAUGCACCAAUUGUGGAGCAACAUCUACACCUUUAUGGCGAAGAUCACCCGAAGAUGAAUUACUUUGCAAUGCUUGUGGUCUUUAUCAAAAGCUGCACAAUGCCCCACGACCCCAAUCACUCAAGACGAAUACGCGUAAAGAGACAAAGGACGAUUCCAAGCUCAAAUGUUCCAAUUGUUCCACCACCAACACACCCCUUUGGAGACGUGAUCAUGAAGGUGCUCCCGUAUGCAAUGCAUGUGGAUUAUAUCUGAAAUUGCAUCAAGAAAAACGACCCCUAUCGAUGAAGAGUGACACGAUCAAGAAACGACAGCGAUACGAAGGGCAAAAGGGGAAGAAGAAGAAGAAAAAGAAAAAAGACAAGUUGAAAAAGAAGAAAAAGAGACAAAAACGUGAUAUUCUUAUGGAAGAGGCGAAUCGAGGCAAGGUGGCCUAUUCACCGACACCACCCGCUUCAUCAAUACCGGCUUCACCCCAUUCUGGAUUACAACAGCCAUCCAGUAUCAUGACAUCCACGACACAAUUGAUGCUCAACUUGCAGCAAGCGACCAUGGCAACACAAAACGCCUCUUUUCCUCAUCAUUAUCCACACCACGAUCCAUCCUCACCCUUCUACAACCAGCCUCCAUUUACAUUUUCACCGACGACGAACGGCGGUACACCCUCUUCUGAUAACGGAGCAACCAUGUGCGAUGGUAGUUGUAUAGCAGGUAUGGGUGCUGCUGAUUAUUAA
Lichtheimia ornata is the source of this 1986-nucleotide messenger RNA. RefSeq lists its product as uncharacterized. The transcript is spliced from 4 exons. Gene Ontology annotation, biological process: negative regulation of transcription by RNA polymerase II; positive regulation of transcription by RNA polymerase II. NCBI's taxonomy places the organism in Eukaryota, Fungi, Mucoromycota, Mucoromycetes, Mucorales, Lichtheimiaceae. Bases 1 to 1986 code for a protein of 661 amino acids. Gene Ontology annotation, molecular function: DNA-binding transcription factor activity, RNA polymerase II-specific; RNA polymerase II cis-regulatory region sequence-specific DNA binding; zinc ion binding. The record is from RefSeq and is a predicted model, not a curated record.